CCGAGAACGCUCCACCGCCCCAGCCCAGCUCAGCUCAGCUCAGCCUCACCCACUAUGCUAUCCUGUGUUCCCAAACAAACCACUACACCCAUGCCCGGCACUCUUAACCAAGCAACCCUUCAACCACCACCUCCCACAAACCUACCCGGGUUAUUAGACCCUGUCCCCCUCCACCUCCUCUCACCAACCUCACCACAACGGGGGUUAUUAGACCCCUGUUCCCCCCUUCCCAAAAACCAGAAACGAGAGAAGAAAGAAAGAAA
Bipolaris maydis ATCC 48331 is the source of this 263-nucleotide messenger RNA. The record is from RefSeq and is a predicted model, not a curated record. NCBI's taxonomy places the organism in Eukaryota, Fungi, Ascomycota, Dothideomycetes, Pleosporales, Pleosporaceae.